Prosopis cineraria is the source of this 2582-nucleotide messenger RNA. RefSeq lists its product as uncharacterized. The transcript is spliced from 7 exons. The coding region runs from base 265 to 2346 and encodes 693 amino acids. The record is from RefSeq and is a predicted model, not a curated record. NCBI's taxonomy places the organism in Eukaryota, Viridiplantae, Streptophyta, Magnoliopsida, Fabales, Fabaceae.
UUUUUGCCCUAGAAACCCUCGUUUCGCCUCCUCUAGCCGCAACAUGCUCUUCCCCACCAACCACUCAAUUUCUCUCCGGUCUCCCCUCAAAAACUCAGUAAAUCCACUGCUUCUCGCUGGGUUUUUUCUGGAAAUUUGUUUCGUAUGCCUGUUAGGAUGAACCUCUUUUGUUUAUUCCCUAGGAUCUUGAGUUUUCGAAGAUGUUAGCUGCUUCCUCUUGAUCUCCCAGUCGUGUAAUUUCAAGAGGAAAUUUUGCUCACUGCGAUGGAUACUGUGGAAUUACCUUUUCCCGUAGACGUCGCACCAGCUCCCACGCUGAUAGCGCCCGAGGGUUUAGUCAGAGCUGGGGUUACAGUCAAGGAGGUGGAAGGUCGGGGAUCUGAUCGCGUUUCCAUUGUAGCCAACCAUUCGAUUUAUUAUUGCGACCCGCGACUUGAAAAUGAUGUUGCAAAUGUGAAAAGUGAUACUGAGUUUCGCUCUGGAGAUGGAUUUCCUGAGACUGAGCUCAUUAAGAAUUCUAGCAUGCUGCCCAAUCUUCAGUGUGAAGAGGUAUCCAAUGGUACGCAUGCCAAAGGAAAAAAUUGCCGAGUAAUUUCUUCCAAACAUGAAGGUUUGCCAUUCCAACAGAAAGCAGGAAAAGUUCACAGGAGUGUUUCUUCAAGUUCGAAGAGGCUGCGAAUAUUAGAAGAUUCUACAGACCUGAAAGGAAUUGAGAAUUCAAAGGAAUCUUCUGAUAAGCAUGCAUCAAAUCAUAUAAAGUGUGAUUCUUCAGAAAAAAGUCAAGUAUCAAAACAAAAGAGCAAUGGUAGCAAGCGUGGGGAUAAGAAGAACAUUAAAGUUCCUUCGAAGGCUAAAUUUGACUCAUCAUCUAUGAAGUUGGGUGCAGCAGUCUUCAACUCUGCCUGUGGAGGGAACAACUUUUUUGGAUUGUAUGGUCUAAAGCAUGAUAUUCAUGAUGUCACAAAGCCUGUGGAAGAGCCAACAUUAGAUGAGCUCCUUAAAGGCACUUUUGACUGCCCUAGUUUGGGAAAAGAUAAGGGGAAGAAAACAUCAAAUAUUAGUGACAAUUUUUUGAGCUCUGUUAGGAAGGCUUGCUCCAUCCUUCACGUCCUGAAAUCUGUUCAACCCCAAAGCAUGGCUGAGAUUGACAGCUCCUCCAGCAGGAAAAUGUCUGCUUCUGAAUCAAGUUCGGUUUGUGUCGUAGAAAGUGGUGAUAAUAGGGAUAAAGAGCAGUCUUUUGCAACAGAUAUGUCUAUAUGUCACAAGGAACCUUCUAGUGAAACUGAAACUCCAGUUAGUCCACUUGACUUUCCAUUAUAUCAACCUAAGGAUAUCUUGGAACGCAUUGCACUCCCCCAAUCUCGGGAUUUGGAUUCUUUGCUCCUUGAUGCAUCCAAGGCUGUUGUUACCUCAAAGAGUAAUAGUGAUCUUCGUACAGUCAAGCAUGUCAGUCGUCGACCUAGCUUGACAGCCUUUCCAUGGUCUCAUAAUUUCAGUGGUCAUUGUAGAACUAAUUCUGAUGCAGUUAGGUUAUCAAGUAGAAUCACGUGCCCAGGUAAAUGGGCAAAGAUAGGAUUUGUUGCUAGCUUUAUGGGAAUGGAUCUUGGAAGCUUCACGAACCUUGAUUCAUUCAGUUAUGAUCAGACUCUAGUUCCUUCAGUUGGUAGUUCAGACAAUAAAGGUUUUCUGCCUUCAUGUGCCAACAUUCCUUUCUGUCAUUGGGUUUUGUCAUCUUCUGUAACAUGUUCAAAAGGAUCUCAGGUUACUACAGAUUUUGAAGGCCAGGUCGAUGGUAAAAAAUAUGAUGGAAAUUGUUCAAAAUUAUUAGCUGCUGCACAAACUCUAUAUGAAAUGGCAACUAGCUCACCAACGCAGAAUGAGGGCACAUCAGGGUGGCAGAAAAAGGCUUCACAAAAGUCCACAAAAGCUCGCAACUGGAAAUCAAACGAGAAAUCUGAGGAAAUGAUUUCGAAAUCAACGUCAGCUAUUGGAUCUGAUCAGUUAACCAGAAGUGCAGGGCAGAUGAUGCCCUCGAAGAAGCCGAGGCUUUCCAUAAUCAAGAGUAAGGACGGCGGUCCCUCUAAUACUGUCAAGAAAGGACCAUAUGCAUGGCCAACUUCAAAAUCUAGUAGAUCGUUACCGAAUAAAUCAAUUAGGGAACCCAUUGUGGAAAAUAAACAUUCAAACCCCGGCAUCCUGAAGCAACAUAGUAUGAUGCCACCUCCUCCCACUAGGGUUCUUGACAAGGCCUUUGACAGUCAACAGAAGGUCAGAAAAGUGGUGUUGAUGGAUUGGAAAAGGCAAGGGACAAGUCAGGUUGAUCGAGCUUUUUCAAGCACGCAGUAGAAGCACCAACCCUUGACAGAUGUGAUUACCAAAAAUGUUAGGUUGCUAGUGAAAUGCUGCUUCGUACAUAUGCCAUGGCGGCAAUGAGAUUUAUUGUUGUAACUUGUUGUAAUAUGUUCAAUGGAGAGCGCGAUUCAAAUGUUGUAACAUCAAAGACAGGUGUACAAAACAAGCCGAAGAAUUCUUUGCCUUCUGUAGAUGAUUUUACGAGGCAAUAGAAAGUUUAUGUUUGUGUA